AUGUCACCAUGCCUGCAUGAGUGUAUUUUCAAUGCGCGCAAAGUGUUGAGUGGCAAGCAACUGAAUGUGGAAAAUGCCGAGAGAAUGCUGCAGGAGUUGCUCGGCAAUAACAAGGACUUUGUCGAUGUCUAUUCAACGCAGAGCUGUUGCCGGUUUCCUGAUGUUAAUUUCAAGCCCUAUGAGAAGCGAUGUGGCCAUUUUAUGCUUGAUGGCUUACAUAUUUGGCCUUGCAGCUUUGAGUGCAUUUAUAAGGCUGCUGGGGUUCUCAAUGGCACCCAGCUGGUAUUGGAUAAAGUGGAUCUAAUGAUGGACCAACUAUUUAAGGAUCAACAGCAUUUGAAAGAUGUGUUUGUGGAGGGAUUCGUCAAGUGCAAGUCCAAGGAGGAGGAAAUUCUAAAGACCCUGAAACGUCGCCGUUUUCCGAAUAAAGCCAAAUGUUCUCCUCUGGCCAUGUUGUAUGGAAUUUGUGCCUACAAACAUGUAUUUAAUAAUUGCCCAAAUGACAAUUGGACCAACAGCAGCAUGUGCAAUCGCAUUAGAGCCUGUGAACAGUCCAGAUUGACUUAA
Drosophila innubila is the source of this 567-nucleotide messenger RNA. RefSeq lists its product as uncharacterized. The transcript has 4 exons. Lineage: Eukaryota; Metazoa; Arthropoda; Insecta; Diptera; Drosophilidae. Bases 1 to 567 code for a protein of 188 amino acids. The record is from RefSeq and is a predicted model, not a curated record.